ACGCUUGGCAUAUUCCGCUUCACUUUUGUCACCAUCCAUCUAUCAUACCAUGUCCGAAUCAGACUAUUCUGCCGAACCGCUCGACCUCAUCAAGUUGAACUUGGAUGAACAGGUGUACAUUAAGUUGAGAGGUGCUAGAGAAAUGGUGGGCAAGUUGCAAGCCUACGAUUCGCACUGCAACAUGGUGUUGAGUGACGCCACCGAAACGAUUUUUGAGGUUAAAGACAAUGAAGCCAAUACCAGAAGCGUGUCCAAGAAAUCCGAAAUGAUCUUUGUCAGAGGCGACUCUGUGAUCUUGGUGACUAAUCCUUAAUUAGAGGUGAACGAUUCCCCCGUCCGGGGUGACGGGUCGAAACCGAAUACCUAGUGAUGCUCUGGUUUGAAGCGUUGCACCUCCCGUGGUGCCUGUAUAUUAUCUAAAAAGCGGUGGUGAGGAUGGG
This is a messenger RNA of Babjeviella inositovora NRRL Y-12698, 440 nucleotides long. It is a transcript of the gene SMX4, whose product is annotated as U4/U6-U5 snRNP complex subunit. Gene Ontology annotation, cellular component: precatalytic spliceosome; catalytic step 2 spliceosome; U6 snRNP. The record is from RefSeq and is a predicted model, not a curated record. Gene Ontology annotation, molecular function: RNA binding. The transcript has a single exon. Lineage: Eukaryota; Fungi; Ascomycota; Pichiomycetes; Serinales. Gene Ontology annotation, biological process: P-body assembly; mRNA splicing, via spliceosome. Bases 50 to 313 code for a protein of 87 amino acids.